This is a messenger RNA of Symbiodinium necroappetens, 1968 nucleotides long. Lineage: Eukaryota; Dinophyceae; Suessiales; Symbiodiniaceae. The record is from the annotation of a GenBank genome assembly.
AUGGGCGUUCCUGGACAUGUUGACGAGCUCGCCUUGAAGCAUAACGCUCAAGUCUGCCUGCAGCAUCUCCAGAGCGAGGGACAGCGGACACUGUUCUUGUCCUGCGACGAGACAUGUUGGCAUGCGAGCUUUGGUUUGGUCAGUGGCCUGUACGGUCGAGGAGAGCCAGCUAGGCAGCACAUCGUUGGAGGCUUCUGGUGCAGGGACGAGAGCGAGAACUGGGCCGUCCUCGAGGAUGCAGGCGAGUUGCCAAAGACCAAGCUAGCCCGGCUGACGAUGCACAUCACGGCAGUGCGGACAGACUCCUUCCGCAGGACACUUGACAUGGCCUGCUACCCUGUCCCACCAGGCGGCCAGGUUGAUCACUCGCAGGAGCUUCUGCAAGCCACUGGUGAGUGUCUGCAGAAGCUGACGGUCGCCAACGAAGGAGUGCCGCCGUUAGGAGUGGCGUUUGACGGAGGGGCCAACAACCACCUCCUGGCCAAGGUAGUCAGAUGCAGCACGCCUCAGACGGAGGUGACCCUGGGAACUCUGGAAGUUCCACGCGAUGUGGCAUUCUGGGGAAGCUGCGAGCCCAAGAGACACAGGGGGCUCUGGUACGUGCCAUUCGGCUACGUCCAGCACGGCACUAGUGUUGUGCUUGGCUCGCAAGAUGCUCUUCAUUUCCUGAAACGCUUCAGCCUUCAUCAUGGCUCAGGCUCGAAGACCAUAUCCUGGGGCUCAGUGCCGACUGACUUGUCCAGUAUGCUGGCCGCGGGCAUGCCAUUGAAAGCAUUCCUGUGCUCUGACGAGCAGAGUGACGUUCAGGCACUCCAUCGGGUCAACUCCAAGUACCUUUCCAAAGCUUGGAAUUCUGUGGGACCGCACCUCUACUCUUUCGUAUCGGCUGUGCUGUCGUUCGCCAACCAGGCGGGAGACAAGCAGGAUGCAGAGGAGAGGGCGUACCACUCCCUGGCUGCUUACUACUUGUUGUUGAUCAACGCCCACCAGGCACAGCUCAUCUACGGCUCAGCCUGGAAGGAACACUUCCUCCCCGUCAGCACGAUCCGCAUUGGCUGCCAGAUGUGCAUUCACAACCUGAACCUCUGCCUCUUCUGCGACGAGCACACCUCCGUUCGGCCAAGUCGCUUCGCAGAGCAUGCUUCAGAGCUCCAUUUCGGAGCCCUGAAGAGUGGUUUCCGAGGGACACCUUCCGUGGCCGACAUGCUCGUGGGACAGCACAAGCAUCAUCUAGGUCAGCUGCGUCAAAAGUUCGAGCCGACACCCUGCCUUCACAAGCCUCUGACGCCUGAGCGAGCACAAACCCUUUCCCGGCAAGCUUUCCAGGACGCCUGCAAGUGGCAGGCCUGGACCAGUGUCAAUCGAACACCAGAUCAGAUAGCCGAGACUUUCGAGCUCUGGUACAGGAGAGAGGGCCUCAAGCUGCUUGCAAGCAACCCAACCGAGGGCGACGAGGAUGUGGAUGACCGGGCGCUUGACAUGGACUGGGUAGAGGAGCUGCACGAGCCCCUCGAUGCCGAGGAGCAAGCGAGCAUGGAUGCCCUCACUGCUGCCGAGGACCUGCUGGCGACGAAGCAGGAGGUGAUCAAGCUGCAAGAGGCCGCAGCCAGCGGCAUCAUGGAUGUCGUCACCGAGGAGGCUGCUGUCGCGAAGGCGACAGACACGGAUGGGGCAGAUAGGCAUCUGCCUCCGGAGGCAAAAUCCCUCUACGACAAGACCAGCAUGCGAACCCUCGUCCAGCAGUUCAGCGACAUGGAGUCCUUCAGCAUUGAAAGCGAGGCCGACACCGGCUACUCCAGAUGCUUGGAUCGCCUUCUUCAGAUGCGGGCUCCCAUCCAGAAGUUCGUGGAAGCUGUGAGAUUGGAGGAGGGCAUCCUCAGCCAAGCACAAAUCCUCACACAUCGAAAGAUGGGAGAUUGGCAGUCCAAAGAACAUCAGCUGGCCCUCGCAAGGGCUGCCUCGGCACAG